UAAAAUAAAGUAUUUUAGUGUUUUUUAAUAGAGAUUUAUUGAAACGAUAUAGUUUUAGAUGAUUUUUCUCUUCAUCUUUGAGAAAAAAGGUGAAUAGGUUUUCAUUUUCAUUAACUGGGUAGGUUUUCAUUUUUAUUAACUGGGUAGGUUUUUAGAUUUACAUAGAAUUCCUUCAGCUAGACAAAUUGGCAAACAGUUGGUGAUAUAAAUCCAUUUUUCAUGUCUCUGAAUUUCUGGGUAUAAACGGAGACAAAUUGAAUCUCAAUGGAGAUUUCUCUUGCUUUCCCGCAUAAAAGCUUGAAAUCUAUAGGGGAAGAUGUUGUUGAUGCAAUUUUGCCCAUAUCGAAACUCCUCUCCAUAGCUCUAGUUGGUUUCAUUCUUACCCACCCAAAAAUCAAACUACUCCCAAAAGCAACUCUCAAGCUACUGGGCAGGCUCGUAUUUGCUCUGCUCCUCCCAUGUUUCAUUUUCAUCCGCCUUGGUCCUAACAUUUCUCUCAAGCAUGUCGUCGAAUGGUGGUUCAUCCCUUUAAAUGUCGUCAUCAGCACCGUCGUCGGCUGCGUCCUCGGUUGCUUGGUGGCAUUUAUCUGCCGGCCGCCACCUGAGUUCUUCCGGUUCACCGUUAUCAUGACUGCGUUUGGAAAUACCGGGAACAUCCCCAUUGCUUUGGUUUCAGCGGUAUGCCACACCACGGAUAACCCGUUUGGGUCCUCCUGCUUAGAGGGCCUUGCGUAUGCAACGUUUUCUCACUGGGUUUCUGUUAUUCUUGUUUAUACCUUCGUUUAUCACAUGAUGAAGCCACCACUGGAGCACCAUGAGAUUGCGACGGAGGCGGAGGAGGAGGAGGAGGAGGAGGGGGAGGGGGAGGAGGAGAUCUUGGAAGUAGAAGAGGAACAAGUACAUGUCAAUAGCAGCACGCCACUCCUCGUUGAAGCAGAGUGGCCAGAAAUGGAGGAGAAAGCAACCGAGCACUGCGAAACACCCUUCAUUGCAAUGAUCUGCAACAGCUUAGCUGGAGUAUCCAGAACAGAUAUUCACGAUAUCGAAUCAACGGAUGAAGAAAAUCCAACCAGUCCCAAGUCCAUCAGAUGUCUGGCUGAGCCAAAAAUGGUGAACAAAAUCAGGAUUGUUGCGAAACAUACUCCAAUCCGUUACAUUCUCCAGCCUCCCUUGAUAGUCACAGUAUUAACCAUAGUCAUAGGAAUGAUUCCCAAGCUGAACACCUUUGUUUUCAGCCCUGACACUGCCUUCUCCGUCAUCACAGGCAGCUUAGAGAUCAUCGCGGAGGCAAUGGUGCCUUCACUGAUGCUGAUUCUGGGAGGAAUGCUAACGGAGGGACCAAAUGAAUCUGGGCUAGGAAUUCUUACCACUGCAGGAAUCAUCAUAGCAAGGCUUCUGGUGCUUCCCUUUAUAGGAAUUGGGAUCAUUCAGUUAGCCAAUAAAUGGAAUCUGUUGAUGUCUGGGAACGAAUUGUAUAGAUUUGUGCUUCUGCUUCAGUACACAACACCAAGUGCUAUCCUGUUGGGAGCUGUGGCAGGCCUGAGGGGAUAUGCUCUUAAGGAGGCUUCAGCUCUUUUGUUCUGGCAGCAUGUUUUUGCACUGUUCUCCCUUUCAAUAUACUUGGUAGUCUACUUCAGACUGCUGAUUUCUUAAGUCUGAGGUUUGUUCAUACAUAAUUCUCUGAAUGCUCUGUUUAGGAUUUGAAUUUGAGUACAGGGCACUGAAAGAAAAAAGGUGGAUUUGAAAUCUAAUUGAAAUAAAUUGUGUAUUACCAUAGAAAAAAAGAAAAAAAAAAAAAAGAAAACAAGGGAGAAAUACAUUGUUGUGUGUUUCAUCAAGGGAGAAAAUCCCACAUUUCACAAAUAUUUUUGGAAUCUACAUAUUAUUGGGAAGGAUGAGAUUAAGUAUCAUCUGAACUAGCAAAAAUAUUACUUUAAAGAAAUGUGUGCUUAAACA
Messenger RNA from Rubroshorea leprosula, 1956 nucleotides. The record is from the annotation of a GenBank genome assembly. NCBI's taxonomy places the organism in Eukaryota, Viridiplantae, Streptophyta, Magnoliopsida, Malvales, Dipterocarpaceae.